Molecule: messenger RNA, 4282 nt
Organism: Mugil cephalus (flathead mullet)
Lineage: Eukaryota; Metazoa; Chordata; Actinopteri; Mugiliformes; Mugilidae
Product: NACHT, LRR and PYD domains-containing protein 14-like
Exons: 11
Coding region: 1-3060 (1019 amino acids)
Molecular function (GO): protein binding
Source: RefSeq, a predicted model, not a curated record
AUGAAGCAGGAGGAGCUGUCUGAUCGUCUGGAGAACAAACAUUCUACUGCAGUUUGUCAACGUGAACUUAAAUCUAGUCUGAAGGAGAAGUUCCAGUGUGUGUUUGAGGGGAUUGCUAAAGCAGGAAACUCAAUUCUUCUUAAUGAGAUCUACACAGAGCUCUACAUCACAGAGGGAGAGACUGCAGAGGUCAAUGAUGAACAUGACAUCCAACAGAUUGAAACGGCAUCCAGGAAACUAGACAGACCAGAAACAAUCAUCAGACCAGAAGACAUCUUUAAAGCCUCACCUGGAAGACAGAAACCAAUCAGAAGAGUGAUGACAAAGGGAGUGGCUGGCAUUGGGAAAACAGUCUUAACACAGAAGUUCACUCUGGACUGGGCUGAAGACAAAGCCAACCAGGACAUCCACUUCACAUUUCCAUUGACUUUCAGAGAGCUGAAUGUGUUGAAAGAGAGAAAGUUCAGCUUGGUGGAACUUGUUCAUCACUUCUUCACUGAAACCAAAGAAGCAGGAAUCUGCAGCUUUGAAGAGUUCCAGGUUGUGUUCAUCUUUGACGGUCUGGAUGAGUGUCGACUUCCUCUGGACUUCCACAACACUGAGAUCCUGGAUGAUGUUACAGAGUCCACCUCAGUGGAUGUGCUGCUGACAAACCUCAUCAGGGGGAAACUGCUUCCCUCUGCUCACCUCUGGAUAACCACACGACCUGCAGCAGCCAAUCAGAUCCCUCCUGAGUGUGUUGACAUGGUGACAGAGGUCAGAGGGUUCACUGACCCCCAGAAGGAGGAGUACUUCAGGAAGAGAUUCAGAGAUGAGAAGCAGGCCAGCAGCAUCAUCUCCCACAUCAAGACAUCACGAAGCCUCCACAUCAUGUGUCACAUCCCAGUCUUCUGCUGGAUCUCUGCUACAGUUCUGGAGGAUGUGUUGGAAACCAGAGAGAGAGGAGAGCUGCCCAAGACCCUGACUGAGAUGUACAUCCACUUCCUGGUGGUUCAGACCAAAGUGAAGAAGAUCAAGUAUGAUGGAGGAUCUGAGACAGAUCCACUCUGGAGUCCAGAGACCAGGGAGAUGAUUGAGUCUCUGGGAAAACUGGCUUUUGAUCAGCUACUGAAAGGAAACCUGAUCUUCUAUGAAUCAGACCUGACAGAGUGUGGCAUCGAUAUCAGAGCAGCCUCAGUGUACUCAGGAGUGUUGACACAGAUCUUUAAAGAGGAGAGAGGACUGUACCAGGACGCAGUGUUCUGCUUUGUCCAUCUGAGUGUUCAGGAGUUUCUGGCUGCAGUCUACAUGAUCCACUGUUACACCAACAGGAAGACAGAGGUGCUGGAGGACUUCCUGGGACAAAACUACAAUGACUCAACUCUGGAUGUCUUCCUGAAGAAGGUCAUGGAGAAAUCCCUGCAGAGUAAAAGUGGUCACCUGGACCUGAUGGUUCGCUUCCUUCAUGGCGUCUGUCUGCAGUCCAACCAGAGACUGUUAAGAGGUCUGCUGGGUCAGACAGAGAUCAGUCCAGAAAUCAUCCAGAGAGCCAUCAACAACCUGAAGGAGAUGAACAUGUCCAACAUUUCUCCUGACAGAAACAUCAACAUCUUCCACUGUCUGAUGGAGAUGAACGACCUCUCAGUUCAUCAGGAGAUCCAAGAGUUCCUGAAGUCAGAGAACAGAUCAGAGAAGAAACUCUCUGAGAUCCACUGCUCAGCUCUGGCCUACAUGCUGCAGAUGUCAGAGGAGGUUCUGGAUGAGUUGGACCUGAAGAAGUUCAACACAUCAUGGGAGGGACGGCAGAGACUGAUUCCAGCUGUGAGGAACUGCAGAAAGGCUGAAUUUUCUGAGUGUGGACUCUCAGAGAGUCACUGUGAAGUUGUGGCCUCAGCUCUGAAGUCCAACCCCUCCCAUCUGAAAGAGUUGGACAUGAGUUACAACAACUUCCUGCAGGAUUCAGGAGAUUCAGAUGUGAAGCAGCUUCUUGAUCUUGUGAAGAGUCCAGACUGUAGACUGGAGACUCUGAGAUUGAGGUGGUGCAGUUUGUCAGAGAUCAGCUGUGAUUCUCUGGUCUCAGCUCUGAAGUCCAACCCCUCCCAUCUGAAACAUCUGGAGCUGAGUAAAAACUUCAACCUGGAGGAUCCAGGAGUGAAACAUCUGUGUGGUUUUCUGGAGAGUCCAGACUGUAGACUGGAGACUCUGAGAUUGAUUCACUGCAGUUUGUCAGAGAUCAGCUGUGAUUCUCUGGUCUCAGCUCUGAAGUCCAACCCCUCCCAUCUGAAACAUCUGGACCUGAGUGAAAACAACCUGCAGGAUUCAGGAGUGAAACAUCUGUGUGGUUUUCUGGAGAGUCCAGACUGUAGACUGGAGACUCUGGAAUUGGUUGAUUGCAGUUUGUCAGAGAUCAGCUGUGAUUCUCUGGUCUCAGCUCUGAAGUCCAACCCCUCCCAUCUGAAACAUCUGGACCUGGCUUACAACAACCUGCAGGAUUCAGGAGUGAAACAUCUGUGUUGUUUUCUGGAGAGUCCAGACUGUAGACUGGAGACUCUGAGAUUGAGUCGCUGCAGGUUUUCAGAGAUCAGCUGUGAUUCUCUGGUCUCAGCUCUGAAGUCCAACCCCUCCCAUCUGAAACAUCUGGAGCUGAGUAAAAACAACCUUGAGGAUUCAGGAGUGAAACAUCUGUGUGGUUUUCUGGAGAGUCCAGACUGUAGACUGGAGACUUUGGGAUUGAGUCGCUGCAGGUUGUCAGAGAUCAGCUGUGAUUAUCUGGUCUCAGCUCUGAAGUCCAACCCCUCCCAUCUGAAACAUCUGGAGCUUAGUCUCAACAACCUGCAGGAUUCAGGAGUGAAACAUCUGUGUGGUUUUCUGGAGAGUCCAGACUGUAGACUGGAGACUCUGGGAUUGAGGUGCUGCAGUUUGUCAAAGAUCAGCUGUGAUUAUCUGGUCUCAGCUCUGAAGUCCAACCCCUCCCAUCUGAAACAUCUGGACCUGAGUGGAAACUUCCUGCAUUAUUCAGAUGUGAAGAAGCUUCUUGAUCUUGAGAAGACUCCAGACUGUAGACUGGAGACUCUGAUAUGAGUGGAGGCUGUGAGUCAUUGUUCGCAACAUGGGAGAGUUUGCACAGAGAGAGGAUGAGCUGAGUCCUGAUGAUCCAGAGGUUGAAUCAGCAGCAGCUUGUGUGUAGAGAGACUCUGACUGGACCAUGUUACUGGGAGGUGGAGUCAAGAGGAGAGCUUCAUCCACAUGUUUCUCAUUUAACAUCAUCAACAGAGCUGAAAUCAAUCUAUUCUAACAGAACCAACAAAUUAAGUCCAGUUCCUCUUGAAUUAUUCAGACACAUAAAUAUAAUUUUUUUGCAGUUAUUAUUUUCAGAUGGAGCCAAAGUUCCACUAAUGGCAUAUAUGAAGUCAUGGAUAAAUGCAUAUUAUUAUCAUUGUUGAUAAUUGUUAUUAAAUAUCAUGCAAAGUAAAGGUGGGAAAUGUUCUUAUGAUUUUACUAUAAUGAUUAAUACUUUCCUGUUAUCAUUAGUUUAAUAUUUUUAAUGUCAGGCUUUAAGAUUAUGCUUAUUCAUUCUUCGUAUCAUCAUAUAACCAUGUCAACACUUCAAUGACAACACAUAAAUUUCAGGUCAUCUGGCAAGAAGUGGGCAAAAGGACGGUCCCCAGGUUUGUUUGAAUACUUUGGAUUUGGUUUAAUGGGAUGUUUAUUUGACUGGUAGACGAACUGUCCUGUGUUGUUUCUUUUGUUAGUUAAUGUGUUAGUGUUUUAUGUUGUUCCCUUUGUGUGUACUUGGCCUGAUCAGCUACUAUAUAAGUCCCCUCUGUUCUCUGUUCAUUAGGUCAGUGGAGUUUUGUUAGGGCAGUUGGUUUGUCAAGUUGCUUUAUUAUUAUAGCCUGAGUUCAGUUUUGUUAUUUGACCUCUUGUAUGGGCCCAGAACUUAUUUGUAUUUUGUGAAUUGUUUUUAAAAAUCUACCUGUGACUCCUCAUGUUUUGCAGCUCGGUCCCUCACAAGGACGAUGAUUAAGUGAGUUAGUUUAUUUCAAACGUGUACAACAAAACACACAAAAUAAUCAUACAUGAAUGGACACAAGAAACAUAAAUAACUGUAAAUGAAAUGAAACAAAACAUUGUAUCACUUGAAUAAAUGGAGUAACUUAAGUGGAGCAGAUGAAGCAAAUAGUUAAGUAUUUGUGAUUAUGAGAAAAUAAUUAUAAAGAAAAUAAUGAGGAUUUUUGUGCAGUGCUUAGUGCAAUGUAUGUGUUUUUAUGCAAGAAAAGUAAAUAAAGGUAUGUUGAUCAAA